Messenger RNA from Entrophospora candida, 252 nucleotides. NCBI's taxonomy places the organism in Eukaryota, Fungi, Glomeromycota, Glomeromycetes, Entrophosporales, Entrophosporaceae. The record is from the annotation of a GenBank genome assembly.
CAGUCAGCCACAGCAGUAUUCUUAGGACAAUCAAUAUCUGAUAAAGUCAUUCAUGGUCAAGUUGAAAAUGUUAAUGUAUCAACUAAAAAUUCAUCCAAAUCAACACAGCCUAUUGUAUAUCAAACUUCAGAAGAUUAUGUGAUAGAAAAUGAAAUUUUGAACGUUGAUGAUGUUCAAAGUCAGACAGAUGAAAUAUUAGAAUUUGAAUUUGUAUACCUGGAAAAACUCACAGAAUCAGAUAUAACACAAGAG